Prorocentrum cordatum is the source of this 297-nucleotide messenger RNA. Lineage: Eukaryota; Dinophyceae; Prorocentrales; Prorocentraceae. The record is from the annotation of a GenBank genome assembly.
GAGCAGGUGCGCAGCUUCGUGGCGGGCGUGUCCCCCCCGCUCUGCCCCGCCGCCCUGCGCGGCGCCCUGGCUCGCGCCCGCGCCCCGCUGGAGGCCGCCCACCGCGACGUGACGCGGUGCUGGGGUUCCCCGCUCUCACUGUUCGACGCGCGCGCGGAGGGCGCCGCACUCGCGCGGGGGGUGCCGCGCUGGGCGGUGGACGCCGUGCGUCAGGCGCAGCGCCUCGUGGACGAGAGCGCCGCCGCGGGGAGCCUGGCCGAGGCCUACGACGCGCAGGUCGGCAUGGCCGCCCGGGAG